ACGUUAUCAAACUGCAGCUCACUAGGAAGCCCAAAAUCGCACCAUCAUCGCAAGUCACCAGGAAGCCCUAAAUUGCAACUCACCAUCGUCGCACAUCAUCGUUGCUGCAUCCUUCCCAAAAUUGUCGCGACCUCCUCCUUCCCGGCAUCGCUGAGUCUCUCCUCUCCGUGGCAUCGCUGCUUAUCCCCUCUCUGUGGCUUCAGUGCUUCUCCAUUCUCCGCGGUAUCCUUGCGUCUUCUGCUUUGCUGCUUCUCCCCUGUUCUGCUUUGUUGCUUCUGCUUCACUGGGUUGUGCUUCGCUGCUUCUGCUUUGCUGCUACUGCUUCACAGCAUCGGCGGUUUGUGGGUUCUCAUCUGUGAAAUGCUUGUUGAGACUCGCCAAAGCACAAAGGGAAAAUCAUUGGGUGAAGACACACUGGAUGUUAUUGCACAUUUGCAAGUUGAGAAUAAAAAGUCUAAAGAAUCAGCAAUUAGAGCUUUCCAAUCCAUAUUUGGGAAAGAGAAGGCAGGGAGAGUGCGAUGUCACGGAAGAGUUAUCACACCAACUUUGUUGAAGAAAAAUAAAGAAAUUGCCACCCUUAAGCAGCAACAUGCAACUGAGAAAGCAACAUUAGAGAAUAAGGUUGAUGUGAUGCAAAAAGAAGUAGAUGAACUAAAAUCACUUGUUAAGAUGAUGCUGCAACAAAAAAGCUCAGGAGUGGACCUUGACAUGUUAGCUGCUCAAUUAGGAAGCACUUUAGGCAAUCCGAACAAUGAUGCACAUGAAGAGGAAAACUAUGUUGAAGGGAAAAUCGAACUUGAUUAAGGUCAAAUUUUUAAAAGCAAAUGUUACAGAGUAAAAGUCAUGAACUUGUGGACAUGAUGACUAUUUGCUACUUAGCUAUUUCAACUCUCUUUUGUUUAUUAUAUUUUUUGCAAACUUAGAUGAUAUUGUAGAUCUUACAACAAUUUUUAUAAGUUAAA
Arachis duranensis is the source of this 962-nucleotide messenger RNA. RefSeq lists its product as uncharacterized. The coding region runs from base 361 to 804 and encodes 147 amino acids. The transcript is spliced from 4 exons. NCBI's taxonomy places the organism in Eukaryota, Viridiplantae, Streptophyta, Magnoliopsida, Fabales, Fabaceae. The record is from RefSeq and is a predicted model, not a curated record.